AUGAGAACAGAAUUAAAAAUAUCAACAUCAGCAUAUUUACAGACUAAUAGACAAACAGAACAUAUAAACAGAAUUUUCAAAGAAGUCUUGUAUGGAAAACUUCAAGGUAUUAUAUCAUUAAAAAAGCUUUUAACAACAAUUGAUCGAGAAAAAUAUUGGUUAGUUGAAGUAGAAAGCAACGAAAAUCCACCAAUAUGUAAACUUGUUGAAAAAAAAUUAGUAUAUGAAAAAGGGAAAAAGCAUCAACAACAAAAUACUUUAGUUACAAAAGAAUUGCAAAUGACAUGGAAAGUUGAUGAACACGAUUUAAUGCAUAAGGUUGGUAGGGCUAAAUCAUGGUUAAUUAAAGGAUAUAAAGUAGAAAUUGUUAUUUCGAAUAGAGGAGUACAGAAAAAGAAAAGAACAUUGGAUAGGACUAUUAUGGAUAAGAUAUUAAAUGAGUUGAAAGAUUAUUCUAAAGAAAUUCAGGAACCAAAGUGGACAGGUGGUGCAGUUAUAUUAAAGAUGACGGCGCUGUUGGUGAACUGUGAUGAUGAGCAAUUAGCGAAUUUCGAACAUGAGAAAGGACGACAAAAGUUUACGAUAGUCAAAUCAAAUAUAGUAUAG
Molecule: messenger RNA, 606 nt
Organism: Scutellospora calospora
Lineage: Eukaryota; Fungi; Glomeromycota; Glomeromycetes; Diversisporales; Gigasporaceae
Source: the annotation of a GenBank genome assembly